AUGACCAAGGGGUGUGCAACGCUCUUGGUGGGCAACGACGGGGAGGCUUCACGGCAGUUUGCGGUAUCGGUGACGCUGCUCGCGCAUCCCACGAUCAUCGAGCUGCUCGCUGAGGCGUGGGAGAAGUACGGGUACGCGCCUGAGGGCGCCAUCGUCGUCCCCUGCAGCUUGGAGUGGUUCCAGAGGGCGGUCGACGUGGCGAGGGCCCAAGAACGGCGCCAUCACCAUCACCACCUCCGCCUUCCGCACCUCAUCGGGUGCUUUAGGCCGCCGCAUGUUAUUGCGUAG
This is a messenger RNA of Triticum turgidum subsp. durum (durum wheat), 288 nucleotides long. Lineage: Eukaryota; Viridiplantae; Streptophyta; Magnoliopsida; Poales; Poaceae. The record is from the annotation of a GenBank genome assembly.